AUGGACGUCCACGGCAGAAUAAGAGAGAUCCUUGCUGAGACUAUACGGGAAGAGUUGGCCCCUGAUCAGCAACAUUUAUCGACAGAAGAUUUGAUAAAAGCCCUUAGACGUCGAGGAAUCAUUGAUGAUGUGAUGAAAGAACUUAAUUUUGUUACUGACAAUGUUGAUCAAGAACUUCCUUCCUCUCCAAAACAACCUGUUGGUUUUGAUAAACAAUCAACACUAAAAAAAGUUUUGGGUGGAAAAGCUUUCUUGGAACAUCUUCAAGAACCCGAGCCUUUACCAGGACAAGUUUGUUCAACUUUUACUUUAUGUUUACAUUAUCGGAACCAACGUUUUCGUUCUAAACCUGUUCCAUGUGCCUGCGAACCGGAUUUUCAUGAUGACUUUUUACUUGAAGUACACAGAGAAAGCUUAGGCGAUGGAACUAGAAUGGCUGAUUCAACAACAAUGUUAUCAAUAAGCGAUCCAAUUCAUAUGGUGCUAAUCAAAACUGACAUAUUUGGUGAGACCACUUUAGUAGCAUCCUAUUUUCUGGAAUGGAGAUCAGUUUUGGGCUCAGAAAAUGGAGUAACCAGUCUCACUGUGGAGCUUAUGGGUGUAGGCACAGAAUCAAAAGUUUCUGUGGGAAUUUUAAAUAUAAAACUUGAAAUGUAUCCACCACUCAAUCAGACGUUAUCUCAAGAAGUGGUGAAUACACAGCUUGCUUUGGAACGUCAGAAAACUGCAGAGAAAGAGCGGUUAUUUCUUGUGUAUGCCAAGCAAUGGUGGAGAGAAUAUUUGCAAAUUCGACCCUCACACAACUCACGGCUGGUGAAAAUUUUUGCACAGGAUGAAAAUGGAAUAAAUAGACCUGUCUGUUCCUACAUUAAACCACUUCGAGCUGGCCGACUUCUGGAUACUCCACGGCAGGCAGCAAGAUUUGUUAAUGUCCUUGGUUAUGAACGAGCCCCGGUUAUUGGAGGAGGGGGUGACUGUGAAGAUCAUGCUAACCUUCUGUGCAGCCUCCUUCUUGGAUAUGGGUUAGAAGCCUUUGUCUGUGUUGGGACUAAGGCAAAAGCAGUACCUCAUGCAUGGGUUAUGACUUGUGGAACUGAUGGAACCAUCACUUUUUGGGAGAGUUUAACAGGACACAGGUACAUUCACAAACCUACCAAUCCUGAUGAGCCUCCACUUGCCAAACAGGCCAAACCAUUGUACCCAUAUCGAACAAUUGGUUGUGUUUUCAAUCAUCAGAUGUUCCUUGGAAAUUGUCAACCCUCUGACACAGUCGAAACCUGUAUAUUUGAUUUGAAUGAUGAAUCCAAAUGGAAACCCAUGAGUGAAGAAGCAAUUAAAUCUGUGUGUGCUCCAGGAGCAACAACAUCCCUUCCUCCCUUCCCACCUCUGUGUGCAUCCACAAUUGAUGCGUCUGUCACAAGUAAUGAAAUAGAAAUGCAACUGAGGCUCCUGGUGUCAGAACACAGGAAGGAUCUUGGCCUCACAACUGUUUGGGAAGACCAGCUUUCCUAUCUUUUAUCACCAGCUUUGGCUUCUUACGAAUUUGAGCGUACCACAAGUAUAUCUGCAGGCAAUGAAGAGUUUCAGGAUGCCAUAAGGAGGGCAGUGCCUGAUGGUCACACAUUCAAAGGGUUCCCAAUACAUUUUGUGUAUAGAAAUGCAAGGCGUGCAUUUGCCACGUGUCUUCGAUCCCCUUUUUGUGAAGAAAUAAUCUGUUGUCAUGGAGACCAAGUGCGACUGGCAGUUCGUGUCCGAGUGUUUACUUACCCUGAAUCUGCAUGUGCUGUUUGGAUCAUGUUUGCUUGUAAAUAUCGCUCUGUAUUAUAGGA
Molecule: messenger RNA, 1829 nt
Organism: Sciurus carolinensis (gray squirrel)
Lineage: Eukaryota; Metazoa; Chordata; Mammalia; Rodentia; Sciuridae
Product: centrosomal protein of 76 kDa-like
Source: RefSeq, a predicted model, not a curated record